AUGUUUCUUCCUCAGCUGAAGAGGUGCAAAGAGUGGCCUGAGGUAUUUGACAUUCCAAAGUUUUCUGUAGAUGUGGAAUACAGACUACGCCAAGGGAACCUGAUGUAUCUUUGUGAUGGAACUUAUCUCAAAGUAAAAAUGGAGAUGAAGCAUGACAUCCUUGAGAAAUUGGAAGAGACGAUCUAUGGCUAUAAAACCUGCCAAACAAAUGAGGACUUUGAAGCUGUUGCAAAAGCCUUGGUUGCAGAACACCCAUGUCUUAAAGAACAAGGUUCAUCAUCUGAUUGUCAGGGGUGGAAGAACAGUCUUAAGCUCAAAAUGGGCAAUUACAGAACCAAAAUGCACCAGCUGGGACGGCCUGAUGUCACAUUUAAUGGUGGACUGGAACAUUGGUCAUUAAUUUUCCAGGAUUUCCAGGUUUUCCAGGACACGUGGGAACCCUGCCAGCUGUUUCCAGCGGGAAUUGGCAGACAGACGAAUAUGGAUAAUCCUGAGUGGUUCUACAGGCAUGUAGAGAUGCAUGCACAUUGCCUAGAAGUCAAUAAGGAGAACAUACUGUUCUGUGGCUGGAAAGACUGCGAGGCCUCGUUUAAGGGCCGGUAUAAAUUGCAUGAGCACAUGCGGAGUCACACUCAGGAGAAGCUGGUGGCGUGUCCAACCUGCGGGGGAAUGUUUUCCAACAACACUAAAUUCUUCGACCACAUCCGACGGCAGACCUCGAUAGAGGGACAAAGGUUUCAGUGCUCUCACUGCUCAAAGCGCUUUGCCACUGAGAGGCUGCUGAGAGACCACAUGAGGAAUCAUGUAAACCAUUAUAAGUGUCCACUGUGUAACAUGACCUGCCCCUCGCCAUCCUCCCUGAGGAACCACAUCAAAUUUUGCCACAGCAACGAGAAACCCUACAGCUGCGACUACUGUGAAUACAGAGAAUAAAGAAGAUAUAGAGCAGGAGUUGUCUAAAGGCAAAUGACUCCGGGUAGCACCUCUUAAAAAAACAUGGUCAUCGCCACCACAUACUACUUGUUCCUCGCUAAAAGAGAGAGUGGAAGCUAAGACCAAA
Molecule: messenger RNA, 1060 nt
Organism: Tachysurus vachellii
Lineage: Eukaryota; Metazoa; Chordata; Actinopteri; Siluriformes; Bagridae
Product: histone H4 transcription factor-like
Exons: 7
Coding region: 1-933 (310 amino acids)
Biological process (GO): regulation of transcription by RNA polymerase II; anatomical structure development
Molecular function (GO): DNA-binding transcription factor activity, RNA polymerase II-specific; RNA polymerase II cis-regulatory region sequence-specific DNA binding
Source: RefSeq, a predicted model, not a curated record